This is a messenger RNA of Symbiodinium pilosum, 684 nucleotides long. NCBI's taxonomy places the organism in Eukaryota, Dinophyceae, Suessiales, Symbiodiniaceae. The record is from the annotation of a GenBank genome assembly.
AUGAAGGCUUCAGCAACCCUGCCCAACUUCUCAUUCAAGAAAGAUGCGGGACCUGCCCCUGGCUUGCCGCCGCUGGAUAAGCCGCUACAUCAGAUCUACGGCCGCCGGUGGACAACAGAAACCAAGCGAUAUCUGCAUGUCCGCAACGAGCGCCGGUGGCUGGCCUUGAAACACAAGCACCAGUUCUUGGACUUCUCUCCGCAAGAGAGGGUCGAACUCCGACGCUAUUUCGACGAGCUGGCAGGCCCAAACGGAAGGAUCACCCUUGAGCAGCUGGAGACGAUGUUGAUCUCGCUCGGGCUUGCGGAGAACCCCAGGGAAGUGAGGUUUUUGGCAGAUCAAGUCGACGAUCUGAAUGUUGGAGAAUUGGAUUUCGAGCAGUACCUGGAGCUGGUCCUUGGAAAAACGAACUCAAACCUCGUGACCGUAUUUAUGCAGAUGGCCUGUGGUAAGCUGGGAAAUGCGAAUCUCAACUUCAAGACGCUGAUCUCAGCAUACCGGCGGCAGCUCUUUCUUGAUGCCUCUGGGGCGCAGCCUGCUUGCACUUUUGUAGGAUCCCCUCCCUCCAAGAAUCACCCAGGCUCACGCCCCCUAACAAUGAACAUCAACCGUAAUAUCACGGUACUGUCUUGGUGGCAGUUGGUGUUGGGGCUUAGCCUUUGUAGGAUUUGUCUGGCCGACUAA